AUGACAAAAUCAGAAUGGUUUAACGUCCCGGAGAAAACACGGGCAGCGCCCGUGUUUCAGAAGCCUCCCGAAGGGCAUGGAGACGUGCUACGCUGGAGAGAUUUCUAUGUGGCAACUCUUGAGAAGACUCAGCUCAUUGCAAAGGAUUUUUCUGAGCUGCGCAUCCACUUCUGGCCCGACACUCUCUACUCUUGUAAGCUUGACCCCGGUAGCUGA
Messenger RNA from Histoplasma mississippiense, 216 nucleotides. RefSeq lists its product with no specific name. Lineage: Eukaryota; Fungi; Ascomycota; Eurotiomycetes; Onygenales; Ajellomycetaceae. The coding region runs from base 1 to 216 and encodes 71 amino acids. The record is from RefSeq and is a predicted model, not a curated record. The transcript is spliced from 5 exons.